Durio zibethinus is the source of this 2064-nucleotide messenger RNA. The record is from RefSeq and is a predicted model, not a curated record. NCBI's taxonomy places the organism in Eukaryota, Viridiplantae, Streptophyta, Magnoliopsida, Malvales, Malvaceae.
UCUUUAACAAAGGGAAGAUUCUUCGGUCCUUGUUCAACAAAAAAUACGAUUAUGAAAUUACUAAAAUGCCCAUUAAGGGACAGCUAUCUCUUUCUGCUAUCAUCGUCCAAAAAGCGAGUGGCGUCGGAACCCAUAAUCCAUCAUCAGGAAAACGCUUUAUCGCUUUACCUCCAAUAAUUCUCUCACUCAUAAAAGAGAAAAAAGUUUGUUUAAUUUACUUGAUAAAAUGAAAUUCAUUAUUAUUACGUAUAUUAUGCCAAUAAAGUCAUCAUCUUCGAUCAUUCUCCCCUUCGCCCUUUCUCGCUCCGAAACCCUAGAAAAUUCACCCAUCCGAGACGGGGAAAAAAAAAAAGAAGGAAAGAAAGAACCUGUAAGUUUUUUCAAAGAAACCCUCCCUUCUCCCUAGACAAUCCUUUUCAAUUUAACACGGAAGAAAGUUUUGAAGCCCCAAUUUCAGGUUAAGGAAAUUACAAUAGAGUUUUCUUGUAGGGCACAUGGGGAGGGUUCUACGGGAAACAUCGAAGCCAUCCUCGUCGCCGGCCUCCUCCGUCUGCAGCACCACGUCGUCGACGUCGGUGACGGAGACGGUGAACGGCUCUCACCAGUUCAAGAUCACGGGGUAUUCGCUGUCGAAAGGUUUGGGGAUCGGCAAAUACAUAGCUUCCGACACGUUCUUGGUGGGAGGAUAUUUGUGGGCGAUCUAUUUUUAUCCCGAUGGGAAGAGCGCAGAAGAUAAUGCCGCCUACGUUUCGUUGUUCAUUGCUUUGGCGAGCGAGGGAACCGACGUUAGGGCGCUUUUUGAGCUUACACUUUUGGAUCAGAGCGGGAAAGAAAGGCAUAAGGUGCAUAGCCAUUUUGGGAGGACGCUUGAGAGUGGGCCUUAUACGCUUAAGUAUCGCGGCAGCAUGUGGGGAUAUAAACGAUUUUUCAAAAGAACUCUAUUGGAGCAAUCAGACUACCUCAAAGACAAUUGCCUCUCUGUUCACUGUAGUGUUGGUGUUGUUAAGUCACAUACAGAGGGUCCUAAAAUCUAUUCAAUAGCUGUUCCACCUUCAAACAUUGGUCUUCAUUUUGGACAACUACUAAAAAGUGGAAAGGGAACUGAUGUAAGCUUUGAAGUUGAUGGGGAAGUCUUUCCCGCCCACAAGUUGGUACUUGCUGCACGUUCACCUGUGUUUAGGGCACAACUUUUUGGUCCAAUGAAGGAUCAGAAUACAAAGCAAAUAAAAGUUGAAGAUAUGGAAGCUCCGGUUUUCAAGGCCCUGCUUCACUUUAUAUACUGGGAUUCUCUACCUGACCUGCAAGAGCUCACUGGUUUCAACUCAAAAUGGGCUUCUACAUUGAUGUUUCAGCAUCUGCUUGCAGCUGCAGAUAGGUAUGGACUGGAUAGACUGCGAUUACUCUGUGAAGCCAGUCUUUGUGAGGAUGUUGCCAUUAACACCGUGGCAACUACAUUAGCCUUGGCUGAGCAGCACCAUUGUUUCCAGCUUAAAGCUGUGUGUCUCAAGUUUGUUGCAAUGCCAGAAAAUCUAAGAGCUGUAAUGCAAACUGAUGGUUUUGAGUACUUGAAGGAAAGUUGCCCAUCUGUCUUGACUGAGCUGUUGGAGUAUGUAGCUAGAGUGAACGAGCACUCAGUGAUUGUAUGCAGACAUGGGAAUGAAGCCAUCAUCGAUGGAAGUGAUGCAAACGGUAGGCGGGUGAAGCAACGGCUAUAGUAGCAGCUGGCCACAGUUUCCUUUUUAGUUUAAAAAAAAAAAAAGACGAAUGAAAAAAAAGGAAGAAAAUAUAUAGGAUUUGGAAAAAAAAAUUUUCCAGUGUUAUAAUCUUUGGUAUUUGUAAGAGAUGUAAAUGUAGUUGUUCAUUUGGUGUCCAUUUGUUUGCUUUGUGAUGAGAAAUGUUUCCCUAAAUUGUAGUUUUUCAUAUAUUACCUUUUGACGUAGUGGUAGCAGGUAUUACUCUGAUUACUGAUUAGUGUGCGUUGAGGAUUGGCGUCCCAGAAACAUUUUGAGUCAGCAAUUAAUGUAACACACAUCAAGUAUUUACCAAAUUCCAUUUACUCUUACA